UAUGUUAAAAUUUACAUUUGUGUUCUAUUUCAUGUUUACACGUCAAACUAAAUAAGAUACUAACAUAUCAUUCUCUCCACUCCCAACUAAUAAUAAUUCAUUUAUUAAGUUGCCGGAAGAAGAGCAAAAAAUGCUGAUUUAUAUUUUAUGUGCAAAGCAUUUUACUUCGAAAAUCGAUCGUACACCGAUCUCGAACAAUUGUGCGAAAUGAUAAAACGUAUCUUUCGUAACAGUUUUGUCCGACAUCCAUGAAAGUUUAUUAAUAUAGGUAGCACGCAGGCAAAAGUUAUUUUGGGCAAAUGCUUGCUUGUGGUAACCUUAUAAAACACAACAUAAAUCCUACUGAUUUUAACAUUGACCGUCACCCUUGGAUCUAGCGCUUUGAAAUACUCACUCUAACUAAUCUUGUUUAAAACAUGGAUCCAGAUGAUUUAGAGAUGGCAAACGAAAUCAAAAGCAAAGUCAUAUUGCACUGGAACUGUCGAGACUUGGUGGAAUUUCCGGAAGUGAUAAGAUUGCACGGUAGUCACAUCAGGGAAAUAUAUCUCAAAUGGAACAAGCUCACUACUUUGCCAUCCUGGAUCAUGGAACUGUUUAAUGUGACCAACUUAUACAUGUACGGCAAUCUGAUUAAACAACUGCCUGUGGAACUCGGCAAGAUGACCCAGUUAACAGUACUGGAUUUAAGUGACAAUAAAUUGGAGCAGAUACCUUCCUGUAUCGGUAAUUUGAGCAAUCUAAAAUCUCUCUACCUAAAUGAUAACUUCAUAGAAAGAUUGCCAUUUGAAAUGAGUCAACUGAGUAAUCUGGAAAUAUUGUCCGUCUCGGACAAUCAGAUUGUUGCACUGCCGGAAUGGACUGGCUCUCUACCAAAGCUGAAAGAAUUAUAUGCAGAUCAUAAUCGGUUAAAAGAACUACCCAACAGAUUGACAACAGCCUCCGAACUUGCCAUGAUCUCUGUAUGUUUCAACAGGUUGAAGUAUUUGCCACUGAAUGGUUUCUCCUCGUCUCCUUGCAUUCGAUUUCAUGCAAAUAAAUAUUUGAAUUACAUGUCAUAUCCUCUUCUAUUUCAACUGCUUUCGCAACUUCGAAUAACGUGUGGAUGUUUCAAGACGCAUUAUGACGCCAGUGUGAUAAACACAAAUAUAAAGUUGUACGUAGAAACGAAAAUCUUAUACGAAAUGAACAACGUUAUAAUGAACGACGUUAUAAUUGAAUUGCCGCGACAGCUUCUAAAGAUUCACGAGAUCCACGAGAAUGCAAUCUGUUCUCUGUGGGAAUUAGCAUUGAGAAAAGUUUAUACUGACAGAUAUAAGCACACGCUCGAUGUUUCUUCCACAAAAGUAACAAUAUUCUACAGACCGCUUUUUAAGAGCACUAAACUCGACUUCACAUUAUCCUCUACGAACUACACUUUGUACAAUUUAUUAACGAACGGACCCACCAGUAUCUGCGUAAAUUCUCAGUGUCAGCAGCCUAUAUUUACAGAAGCGUGGAUUAUCAUCGGUAUCAAUUGUUACGCAGACUCCAUUAUAACGACAGCUCUAUGUUGCAGUAAAAGUUGUGCUAAUGCAUUUGCUACACACUCGAAUACAACAAUUAAGCUUCAUUGGCACACCAUCAAUUGAUGUAUAUGUAAACUCUCUUUUCAUUAGAUAUCUAAUAUAUUUCUGUACAUAUGUAAAAACUGUUAGGAAAAUAAAAUCAUUGUUGCGCAUA
Messenger RNA from Pseudomyrmex gracilis, 1719 nucleotides. RefSeq names its product leucine-rich repeat protein SHOC-2-like. Bases 417 to 1628 code for a protein of 403 amino acids. The record is from RefSeq and is a predicted model, not a curated record. Gene Ontology annotation, molecular function: protein binding. Lineage: Eukaryota; Metazoa; Arthropoda; Insecta; Hymenoptera; Formicidae. The transcript has 6 exons.